Molecule: messenger RNA, 2028 nt
Organism: Telopea speciosissima
Lineage: Eukaryota; Viridiplantae; Streptophyta; Magnoliopsida; Proteales; Proteaceae
Product: cationic amino acid transporter 5-like
Exons: 1
Coding region: 64-1842 (592 amino acids)
Biological process (GO): transmembrane transport; amino acid transport
Cellular component (GO): plasma membrane
Molecular function (GO): L-glutamate transmembrane transporter activity; L-lysine transmembrane transporter activity
Source: RefSeq, a predicted model, not a curated record
CCACUAUAUACUGAGCCAAAAACCUAAGUUGAAGAUCAGAUAGAUCAAAAUACUUUCUUUUUGAUGGGUUCAGCAAAGGGAUUCGGCAAUGAUGAUAUCCAGACAAGGAGCUAUUGGAGAUGGAGCAAGCAAGAUUUCUUUCCUGAACAAUCCUUUCAAAACUGGAACACCUAUAAAUCAGCACUCUCACAAACAUGCUUUCGGUUCAAGGACCGACUUAUCAGCCGAUCUGAAGAUGCCAAUGAGAUCGGGGAGCUCCGGAAACAAAGCGAGAAUGACAUGAAAAGGUGCCUCAACUGGUGGGAUCUCACAUGGUUUGGGUUUGGUUCUGUCAUUGGUGCUGGUAUCUUUGUCCUUACAGGGCAAGAAGCCCAUAAUCAUGCAGGCCCUGCCAUAGUACUGUCAUAUGUUGCUUCAGGUCUUUCAGCAAUGCUCUCUGUCUUCUGCUACACAGAAUUUGCAAUAGAAAUUCCGGUAGCCGGGGGAUCAUUUGCUUAUCUGAGAGUGGAAUUAGGAGAUUUUUUUGCUUUCAUAACUGCAGGAAACAUACUCCUGGAGAGCAUUGUUGGUGGUGCAGCUGUAGCCAGGUCUUGGACUUCUUAUUUUGCAACACUUCUGAACCGUCCCCCCAACUCAUUACGUAUACAAGCACCUCAUCUAGCAAAUAAUUUCAACCUCUUGGACCCAAUUGCAGUAGUAGUUCUGAUGAUCUCCGCAACACUUGCAAUGACAAGCACUAGGAAGACAUCAUACUUCAAUUGGGUUGCAUCAGCAAUAAACACAGUGGUGAUACUCUUUGUGAUAAUUGCAGGAUUUAUUCAUGCCAACUCUUCCAACUUGACACCCUUCUUCCCUUAUGGGGCAAAAGGAGUCUUCCAAGCAGCUGCAAUCGUGUAUUUUGCCUAUGGCGGAUUUGAUAACAUUGCCACCAUGGCCGAAGAAACCAAAAACCCGUCAAGAGAUAUUCCACUGGGUUUGCUCGGAUCAAUGUCAAUAAUCACAGUAAUUUACUGCUUGAUGGCCCUGUCACUGAGUAUGAUGCAGAAGUAUACAGAGAUAGACACAAAUGCAGCCUACUCUGUUGCAUUUCAGAGUGUGGGGAUGAAAUGGGCAAAGUAUUUUGUUGCUCUUGGUGCACUUAAGGGAAUGACUACUGUUUUAUUGGUGGGAGCACUUGGCCAGGCACGCUAUACUACUCACAUUGCAAGGGCUCACAUGAUCCCACCAUGGUUUGCUCUCGUCCACCCAAAAACAGGUACACCCAUCAAUGCUACUCUCUUGAUCACCAUUUUAAGUGCCUGUAUUGCUUUGUUUUCCGGCUUGGAUGUCCUGUCGGGCUUGUUAUCCAUCAGUACACUCUUUGUUUUUGCGAUGAUGGCAAUCGCACUCUUAGUGAGGAGAUACCAUGCGAGAGGAAUUACUCCUCAAAGAAACCUCAUCAAGCUGGUAGCUUUUCUGUUAAUCAUUAUUGCUUCCUCAAUGGGUACUUCAGCUUAUUGGGGCUUAAGGCCUAAUGGUUGGUUUGGUUACACCAUAACUGUUCCAUUCUGGUUUUUUGGGACGAUGGGGAUUCAAUUGUUUGUGCCUCAGCAGAGGACUCCCAAAGUCUGGGGAGUUCCUCUUGUUCCUUGGCUGCCAUCCUUGUCGAUAGCAACGAACCUGUUCCUGAUGGGUUCUCUCGGUGUCCAGGCUUUUGUGAGGUUCGGUAUCUGUACAAUCAUAAUGCUGGUUUACUAUGUGUUUAUUGGUGUCCAUGCAACUUAUGACAUGGCUCAUCAAAUGACAAGCUCAGAUCCAACAAAGGUUGUGGAAGAUAACAAGGAAGGAAAUGAGGGAGCUUAAUAGAAGAAGAAUCUUGAAAUUCUAUCCACCCACCUUCAUUUACUGUGUCUCACAGCAAUGAUUUCAACUAGCAUGUCGGAAGAUGAUACAGUAUUAUAAUGUAUGUAUCAAAACAGAAUUUCUCUUGUAGUUCUGAUAAUAGCUAGAAUAAGCCAUUUUAACAAAAUGAAGUUUCAUGUUUGGAAA